CUAAAUAAAAGAUCAUUGGAUACAUAUACUGGGUGUCCACAAUAUACUGAAUAUGAUUAGGCGUUACUGUUUGUUACUAAGCGUGCUUGAAUUAUUCAGAGCUGACAUGCGCAGAAUAAACGAAAACUGAUCAUCUAACAAGCUAAAUGUAAAUAAAAGAGAAUAUUUAAGAUAAAUUUACAAGGAAUGUAACUUUAAGUAUAAUUCACAAAGUAUACAUCCAUCAACGAAUCUUACAAGUAGAAUAUUAAUCGUACUUUCUUGGUUUCCUUGUAUUACAUGUAUAUAUAAAUGUAAGACAAGUAGUUUGUUUGAAAUUGUGGAUAUGGCUAUGUCAAGUAUUUUGUUGAUACGAAAAGGUUUUUCAAUCAAUGGUUUUAGAAGUUUAUGGACUUGUAGGACAUUACUCACUAAUCAGACUGAAGAUGGCAAUACGCAACAAACAAAUCAGCAAUGUACCAAGGAAAGUGAGGAAGAAUAUGAAAAAAAUAUCAAAUCAAAAAUUCUUGCUGCAUCUUUAAAGUAUGUUCAUGAUCUAGGAUGGAGUCAGCAAGCUAUUAGUGCUGGUGCAGAAUCUAUUGGAUAUCCUGGGGUGAUUCAUGGAUUAUUUCCCAAUAAAGGGGCAGAUCUGGUCCAAUACUUUUAUUUAACAUGUAAUACAGAGUUAAAUAAGAUCCUUAUGAAACAAACAGAUGCUACAGAAGAAAAUAAUACCAAAGAAAAAAAGACAUUAGAAUCACAAGUUCGCGAUGCUGUUGAAAUAAGGCUUAGAAUGGUGAUUCCAUACAAAAAAACAUGGCCCCAAGCUUUAGCUCUUAUGGCACUUCCACCUAAUGCACCAAUGUCAUUAGCUAAUUUACUUACUUUAGUAGAUGACAUUUGUUAUUAUGCCGGUGAUAGAUCGGUCGAUACCAACUGGUACACUAGAAGAAUAGUAUUAGCAGGCAUCUAUAAAACCACAGAACUAUAUAUGCUGCAAGAUAACAGUGUAGAUCAUAAACAGACUUGGAACUUCUUAGAAAAUCGUAUAAAAGAUGCAGCACAAAUUCAUGCAUUUUUUACAACUUCUGAUAUGGCCCUACCAGAUCAAGCUUUGAAUCGUAUUACUGAAACAGCAAGCGCUGCGUUUAUUACAGCACGUAAUAUACUCGGACUGAACUGGAAUAGAUAAAGUAAAUUUCAAGUAGAAGAAAACAAAUGUCGACCACUUAUAGAAACGAUACUUCAAAUAUUUUCUUUUUUUAUUAAUUUAGUGUAAAUGAAGAUACAUUUAAAAGACUAUGUAUAUAGUUUCAAUUAUACAGUGGGAAUAUUAACAAGAAAGAAACAUUUAAGUUAAAUUAACAAUCAUAUCUAAUUUAUUUUAAUAUCAUAGUUUAACAAAUUCUGUACAUUUGAAGUCGAACUCAAUAAAUAUGAGCAAUUUUUGUGCAAGAUAUAAAGGUAUAAAUUGUUACAAAGUAUAGAUCUAAUAAUAUUUAACAAUUACCCUGCAAUACUACAGUAAUUAAGGCAGUAUGAUCCUUUAUU
Molecule: messenger RNA, 1530 nt
Organism: Megachile rotundata (alfalfa leafcutting bee)
Lineage: Eukaryota; Metazoa; Arthropoda; Insecta; Hymenoptera; Megachilidae
Gene: Coq9
Product: ubiquinone biosynthesis protein COQ9, mitochondrial
Biological process (GO): ubiquinone biosynthetic process
Cellular component (GO): mitochondrial inner membrane
Molecular function (GO): lipid binding
Source: RefSeq, a predicted model, not a curated record